UUUUUUAUAAUCCUUACCCGCCGCAGAUCAAUCAGCUAACUGCAGGUCAAUGACGAACUCCCUGGUUCUUUUUCCCGUCUCCGUCCGCGCGGCCCGUCUCACAUCUACCGACGCUUAGCAGAUUCAGCUUCCAAGAAGAUGGAAAAGGCGUUACACAUGAACGCUCCCGGAUCUCAGUCUACGUCAAAUCCUGCAUUAGGCAGUGGUAGAGCAUGCACGAAUUGCGCUCGGGUGAAGUGUAAAUGCAUAUACCGACCUGAUGGCAUCACCUGCGAAAGAUGCCACCGUCUGAAAAAGGAAUGCGCACCAUCGAUUUCGCUCGGGCGUCGUGGCGGAAAGCAACGCGUUGUCUCCCGGACAGCUCGACUGGAAGAGAAGCUUGACGAACUCGUAACCCGUCUAAAGACCCAGCAAGGGGCACCGAAAAAGAAUACAGAAGAUGAACCAGAGGGCGCUAAGGAGCCAGCUGAAAUCGAAUCCGACGCGGAGAAUGCGUCCGCCGCCGCCGUGACUCCCGCAACCGCAACCAAUAGCCUAGGGGGUACGACACUACCUAACGCUGCUACCCCUGACUCUAGCAUUUCUCAUCCUGAUGAGCCUUUACUUCCUGAGGCUGAAGAGUUAUUAAAAAGGUUCCGAGAAGAAACUAUAGGGUUCUUCCCGUUUGUCUACAUUCCCCCACAUGUAACCUCACAACAGCUUAGAGAGCUGUAUCCUUUUUUAUGGCUUAAUAUCAUGUGUAUUACAAUGGCGCCGCCAAAACGGCGGGUUGCAUUAGGUGACCAAGCAAGAAGCAUUGCCAUUCAGAAAGUGGCCGUUGAAAGGGAAAAGAGCCUAGAUCUUCUUUUAGGACUCCUGACAUUGGUUGGUUGGGCACAUCUACAACGAAAGGACAAACCUUUUUAUACCCUAUUUUCACAAUUUAUUGUAACGCUAGUCUCCGAUUUGGGUCUUCAUAAGCCGCCGCCUGAUUGCCAGGUCAUGUUCUGUGGCCCUGGCAAGGAUCAUGAUCUACGGACAUCAAAUCUCUUCAGGAGACGUACUCAUGAAGAGCAACGGGCCGUGCUAGGGGCUUUCGUUAUCACCACAAUGGUAUCAAGCAUAUUUAGACAUGCACCCGGACUUCGUUGGUCUGCGCAUCUCGAUAGUUACGUUUCAAAUCUUGCCCAGGAUAGUACAGUAACACAAGAUCAGACCCUAAUCGCUCAAGUGAGGAUGCAGCUUAUUAUUAACCAAUUGUACGAUGACUCAUGGCCAUCUGGGGCCGGCGGGGCUCCUCCAGCUCUGUAUAUAUCUGCCCUUAGAUCGCAACUACGCGACAUAACUCGGCAAGAGAAACUCGGUACCGCGGUUAGAAACCAUCCCAUGAUUCUGGAACUUUACCAUUUCACAGACCUUCUAAUAAAUGAGUCGGCGAUAAGUAAGCAGCCAAACCACUGGAAUGAGCCAGACUUGCAGCGGUUUGAAAUCUACCAAAAUUGCCUGGUAUCAAUUAAAUCAUUUCUUGACACGUAUUUCUCAAUACCCAUCACUCUCCUCAAAAGCAUGCCCUUCACUAGCCACCCCCAACUUGUUCGUGUUAUGGGAUGUCUGCAUAUGAUCACUACCGUUCAAGAUCCUGCUUGGGAUCGGGCUGCUGUGCGGAGAAGUGUUGACUUGAUUCCCACGUGUGACAAGAUAAUCGGGACGUUUGAGUAUCUUAGGGCUGCCCCGGCCUUAGCCACCUCGGAUGGCGGUGAGGAUGAAUCAUAUAACUGGGGUCUAAGUGUAUUUAGGAAGAUGAGGGCAGCGUGGCAAAACGAAUUGGCCAACAUGGAUGCGACAAACGAAACCAGCAUGAUUGAUGGCGCUCAAACUGGGGGGUUUGCAACAACUAUGGACUUCACAGGAGAUCCCUGGUUUUCCGAAAUGUUGAAUAACUUUUGGGAAUGAGGCGGUUCGCUUCCCAUCAAUUACUUUUUGAAUAUAUUCUCCAGCUGUAUAGACCUGGAGAGUUGUUAUAAUUAGAGAAAACCUGGCUGUAACGAGACACAUAUGUUACGACUGAUUUUGUGACCUAUGUUUGUUUACUCUGGUAAC
Messenger RNA from Hypoxylon trugodes, 2079 nucleotides. RefSeq lists its product as uncharacterized. Gene Ontology annotation, molecular function: zinc ion binding; DNA-binding transcription factor activity, RNA polymerase II-specific; transcription cis-regulatory region binding. The transcript has 6 exons. Bases 139 to 1932 code for a protein of 597 amino acids. The record is from RefSeq and is a predicted model, not a curated record. Gene Ontology annotation, cellular component: nucleus. NCBI's taxonomy places the organism in Eukaryota, Fungi, Ascomycota, Sordariomycetes, Xylariales, Hypoxylaceae. Gene Ontology annotation, biological process: regulation of DNA-templated transcription.